UCUCGAAUGGUUUUUAACACAUUCUAUGCAUUCUUUUAUAUUCUUCAGUUGAGCAAAACGUGUAAUCUCUAUUUCAUAAUUAUGAGUGAGGAACAAGUUGUUGACCCAAAGCUGCACCAAUUAGGAACUGAUGCGUUGUGAUUUAGUUAGCGUGCUACCGUCAUAUAUACCUUCUUCGUUACAUGUAUGUAUGUGUGCGUACGUAUUUAUGUAAUUUUUGAAUUAUUUUUUUUAUUUAUGAUACUAAAGUUAUAAGAUAUUACAUAGGUUUUGAUUGCUUCAUCUGAAAUAAAAGAAAAAAUACUAAAUGGAGACUACCAACUGGUAGAAAAAAGAGGGCGUAGUAAUGUGUGGGAGUUUUUCGCCAAAAUCAAAGACGAAAAUGGAGAGGAAAUUGACGGGUUUGUGGCAUGCAAAAUGUGCUACACCGUAAUGAAAUUUUCCGGCAGCACAUCAAAUAUAGUGAAGCACAAAUGCUACACAAUCAAUUCACACAAAGCCCAAAACGCAGCACUCGUGGAAGUGAAUCCUGAAGUGAAACAGGAGGGUGUUGAAAUUUUGACGGAAUGGGCAAUAAAAAACUGCCGAUCCUUCAAAAUCGUGGAGGAUAGCGGUUUAAAAAAAUUUGUGUCGUACAUUUUAAAGGUUGGAGCAACGUUUGGGCCGAACGUUGAUGUAGAAAAGCUACUUCCACAUCCAACGACCAUUUCGAGAAAAAUUUCAUCCAUGUAUGAGACACAUUUCGGCCCAAUUAAACAAGAAAUAGUCACAAAUAAAUGUAAUGGUUAUGCCAUAACGAGUGACAUAUGGACGGACAAUUUUUUAAAAGCCGCAUAUAUUUCAUGCACAGUCCAUUACAUAAAGGAUGGAGUUUUGAUUGAGCGUUUGAUGGCCAUGAAGUCGAUGAAGGAUAAUGCGUGCACAGGUGCAAAUAUUUUGUUAAAAAUGGAUGAAAUUUUAAGCGAGUUCGAUUGCAAUUUGGGAAAUGAUAAGCCAGUAAUCGUUACUGAUCGCGGGUCAAACAUGAUUGCUGCCUUCCGGGACCAUAAUAAAAUCCACUGUAUUAAUCAUAUGCUAAAUAAUACAGUGGAAAAAGCCAUUAAAGAAGUUCCUGAGAUGGGCGAAAUGGUGACAACCUGCAGCAAACUGGUUAAAUUUUUUAAAAAAUCGGGGAACAAUUCGCUGUUAGGCUUCACUCUAAAAAGCUUCUGUCCAACUAGAUGGAACACUGUGUUCUAUUUGAUUAAAUCAAUAGAAGCCAAUUGGUUGGGCAUAAGCAAUAUUUUAAUUGAGAAAAAUCAAAUUGGAAGACUAGAAGGCCUUCACAUAGAAAUUCAUGGGAAUUACCGAAAUGGCACCACGCUCAAUGAUCAUGAAGAGCGCCGUAUUGUCAGGAAAAUUAAGGAAAACCCAAAGCUAUCGGCCCCGAAAAUAGCAGCAGAGAUCGAGGACGAAAUGGGCAAGAAAUGUAGUGCUGAUACAGUGCGGCGUGUGCUUCACGAUCAUAACUUUAAUGGUCGAGUAGCACGAAAGAAGCCUUUUAUAAGUAAAAAAAAUAUGGCUACUCGGAUAAAGUUUACAAAGGAGCAUAUAAAUUUGCCAAUUUCGUUCUGGGAGGACGUAAUCUUUGCCGACGAGUCAAAAUUUAACAUUUUUGGUUCGGAUGGACGACAAUUUGUGUGGCGGCGACCAAAUACAGAGUUAGAAAACAGGAACCUGAAACCUACGGUGAAACAUGGCGGUGGUCACGUCAUGGUUUGGGCCUGUAUGGCAGCCUCUGGCGUGGGCAACCUCAUUUUUAUUGAUGGAAUCAUGGAUGCCAAUAUGUACCUGAAAAUUUUACAGGAUAAUCUACUUCAAACUGCUGAAAAACUGGGUAUACGAGAUCGUUUUAGAUUUUACCAAGACAACGAUCCGAAGCAUUCUGCAGGAAUUAUUUACCAAAUCUCAAAGAGUGACUUCGUGAGUAACUGGAUCCAAAAGCACUUUGGGGACCAGAAUGGAUCUUUCAAUAGAAGUACUGACCAUGUUGGCGGCGGGAUUCAAUUCAAUAAUCGACCUUUGCAAUCCAGUAACGAAGAUGGAGCUUACAACGACAAUAAUUCAAAUAUCAUUGACUUAUCAGAAGAUUGCUGCGGGCACGAUGAAUGUGUGCAAGAUAUCAUAACAAUCGAAGAUGAUGAAGAGCUUGAUAGUACCAGGUGGAUGGAAGAAUUCGUUGACGUGGAAGACCGCAGCGAAAAUACUCUAAGCCACAUCGACGGGAACAGCCUCAAUGAUGAUGAUGAGGCAAGUCUUCAAGACGAGGACCAUAUCUAUAUGAGUAACGAGGCCAAUCAGAACGAGGAGUCCAGCAACCAGAGUGAGCUCUACUAUGCUGACUCGGAAUACGAAGCCACCUCUGAGAAUGAAAGCAAGAACUUCAAUAGCAAUGAAAGCGUGAACUCAAGCAAUCAAAGCGAGUACAGCCCGGAAAACGAAAACAACUUGGCCAAUUUGACCAACGACAAUGAGAAGAACUCCAUGAACGAGAACUCGAGUAACGAGAAUAUGUAA
This is a messenger RNA of Drosophila bipectinata, 2556 nucleotides long. The record is from RefSeq and is a predicted model, not a curated record. Lineage: Eukaryota; Metazoa; Arthropoda; Insecta; Diptera; Drosophilidae.